ACCAAACUUUUUAUUGACUUUGUGCCCCAUAUACAGUGACCAAAUGAGAAUCCCUUGUCAUAGUACCCAUGUCCUUUCCAUAAUGGCAUGUCCAACCUCUAUUUAUUAUUCAAGAAGCCUCUGAGCCCCCUCCCCCUCUCUUUCUUUCUCACACACAAACACACACACACACACACACACAAUGCCCACCUCUCAAGAUUCAUCCCCUUCAUCAUCGUCUGAAUCUUCCUCUCUAGACAGUCCAAAUGUUCAGUUGGUUUCAAAAUCAUUAUCUGACAGACUUCUUGGUAAAUACUUCGACGCCUCAGAAUUCGACUUUGAUUACCAGCAGAGUGGCUUGUGGUCUCCUCCAAUCCCAAUCCCCGGAAAAGUGUUCUUGGCCUCACCGGCCGGUAACAUAUGCUCGGGAGAUGAAAUGGUCACAAAACUCAAGAAUCUAAGGAAGGCCCAUUGGUUUAGAAGGCGCAUUGUUCGCUUCACUGCCUUUUGGUGUUCUUGAAGGGAAUGUGAUUCUUUGCUUCAACGUUAAUCAUUCAAGGGCGUGACAUGUCUGAAAAUUACAAUCCCGGCCGGCAUUGAAGUACUACUGAUCAGUCAAAAAGGUCGAGGUCAGAAGGAACACACUGGGAUGUGUAAUUCGUGCAUGUAUGUAUUGUUCCAAUAGAUAUAUAAUUAAUUAUUCUUAUUUUAAUAUUUCGGUUCCAUUGCUGUAAUUUGAUUGCAAGCUAACUAACUGUGGUGUUUUAAUA
This is a messenger RNA of Cornus florida, 749 nucleotides long. RefSeq lists its product as uncharacterized. The coding region runs from base 182 to 499 and encodes 105 amino acids. The transcript has 2 exons. The record is from RefSeq and is a predicted model, not a curated record. NCBI's taxonomy places the organism in Eukaryota, Viridiplantae, Streptophyta, Magnoliopsida, Cornales, Cornaceae.